Dissoconium aciculare CBS 342.82 is the source of this 627-nucleotide messenger RNA. Its product is annotated as HSP20-like chaperone. The record is from RefSeq and is a predicted model, not a curated record. NCBI's taxonomy places the organism in Eukaryota, Fungi, Ascomycota, Dothideomycetes, Mycosphaerellales, Dissoconiaceae. The transcript is spliced from 2 exons. Gene Ontology annotation, molecular function: Hsp90 protein binding; protein-folding chaperone binding. The annotation marks the transcript as partial. Gene Ontology annotation, cellular component: cytosol; nucleus. Gene Ontology annotation, biological process: protein folding; chaperone-mediated protein complex assembly.
GUGACUUGGGCGCAGCGCUCGAGCACGACCGAGGCAGAGAAGAACCACGUCUUUCUCUCAAUCAAUGUACCCGAUGUCGACCCAAAGAAGAUCAAGCUGGACAUUCAGCCGACCAGCUUAGACUUCACCGGUCACAGCGAGUCCAAGAAGGCCGAUUACCACGUCAAGCUUGAAUUCUACGCCGAGAUCGACCCAUCAGCAUCAAAGGUCAACCACUCGGCGCGAGCUGUGGAGCUUGUCUUACAGAAGAAAGAGCUGAAGGAAGAGUACUGGCCUCGGCUGCUCAAGGACAGCAAGAGAGUGCACUACCUCAAGACAGACUUUGACAAGUGGGUGGAUGAGGACGAACAGGAUACGAUUGCCGAGGACGACGACUACAUGAGCAAAAUGGGUGGCAUGCCUGGCGCCGGCAUGGGUAGCGAUGGCGGUUUCGGUGGCAUUGACUUCAGCAAACUUGGCGGUGCUGGUGGUAUGGGCGGCAUGGGCGGCAUGGGCGGCUUCGGCGAGGACGACCUUGGCGAGGAGGAGGAGGAAGAAGAUGAGGACGAGGACAUGCCUGAGCUUGGUGAGGCCAAAGACGCAGCCGCACCCAAGAAGGAGGGCGGAAAGAUUGAGGAGAUUGAGUAA